Messenger RNA from Plasmodium gallinaceum, 432 nucleotides. RefSeq names its product conserved Plasmodium protein, unknown function. The transcript is spliced from 2 exons. The coding region runs from base 1 to 432 and encodes 143 amino acids. NCBI's taxonomy places the organism in Eukaryota, Apicomplexa, Aconoidasida, Haemosporida, Plasmodiidae. The record is from RefSeq and is a predicted model, not a curated record.
AUGAAAAAGAAUUUAGUAAUAUUAUAUUUCAUAAUUUUCACCUUUAGUCAUAUUCUAACAGUUAAUACAAUACAGAGGAGUUUAAAAGGGAAUCUUAAAAAUGGAAAUAGAAAUAAUAGAGAUUUACAUAAAGAGGAGUAUUUAAUGAAUUUUGAAAUUAUGAAAGAUAAAAACAAUAUAUCAUAUAUGCAAUUAAAUUCAUCAACAUUUUUUAAUAUUUUAGCAUCUACUAGAUUAAUGAGAAAUUCAGGUGGAGCAAUGUCGCAACCACCCAUUUAUAGAUAUGUACCAAAUCUUCAUGAUCAUAACGAAAAUAUAGGUGCUAGUUUAGUUUUUUUUAUGUUUAUGAUUUUAAUUUUUUUUGUUGUCUUUUUUAUUUUUUAUUUUAUUUUCAAGCAUCAUGUAAAACAUAUAAAAUUUAUGAACAGUUAA